AUGACCGUCGGGAGGCUGCCUAAUGCGCUCAUCAUUGGCGUGAAGAAAGGCGGGACUCGGGCGCUCCUAGAGUUCUUGAGACUUCAUCCAGAUGUUCGAGCUGUGGGUUCCGAACCACACUUCUUUGACAGACACUAUAAACGAGGGUUGAACUGGUACAGGAGUCUGAUGCCCAAAGCACUGGAGGGUCAGAUUAUCAUGGAGAAGACACCCAGGUAUUUCGUGACUCGGGAGGCUCCGGGCCGGGUUUACGCCAUGUCCCAGGAUGUCAAACUGAUCGUAGUGGUACGUGAUCCCAUCACCCGCGCCAUUUCAGACUACGCUCAAAUCGCCUCCAAGACUCCCAGUGUGGCCAGUUUUGAGAGUCUUGUCCUCAGGAAUGGAACAGUGGACUCUCUCUGGAGCCCAGUUUACAUUGGCCUGUAUGCCCAUCACCUACAAAAUUGGUUAGAGCACUUCUCUCUCUCCCAGAUACAUUUUGUUCAUGGUGAGAGGCUAGUGUCCGACCCUGCAGGUGAAAUGGCAUGGGUGCAGGACUUUCUGGGCCUCCAGAGGAUUGUUACACACGAACACUUCUAUUUUAACCAGACAAAAGGCUUCCCUUGCCUGAAGAAGCCCGAAGGCAGCAGCAAACCCCACUGCCUUGGCAAUACCAAAGGCAGGCUACAUCCGAAAAUACGCCCCCAGGUGCUUCAAAUACUGCGGGAUUUUUACCGUCCCCACAACAAAAGGUUCUACAGAAUGGUUGGGUUGAAUUUUGGCUGGUAG
Chanos chanos (milkfish) is the source of this 768-nucleotide messenger RNA. RefSeq names its product heparan sulfate glucosamine 3-O-sulfotransferase 3A1-like. Bases 1 to 768 code for a protein of 255 amino acids. Gene Ontology annotation, molecular function: [heparan sulfate]-glucosamine 3-sulfotransferase activity. NCBI's taxonomy places the organism in Eukaryota, Metazoa, Chordata, Actinopteri, Gonorynchiformes, Chanidae. The transcript is spliced from 2 exons. The record is from RefSeq and is a predicted model, not a curated record.